Molecule: messenger RNA, 540 nt
Organism: Penicillium paradoxum
Lineage: Eukaryota; Fungi; Ascomycota; Eurotiomycetes; Eurotiales; Aspergillaceae
Exons: 1
Coding region: 1-540 (179 amino acids)
Source: RefSeq, a predicted model, not a curated record
AUGGCCAACUACAUGUCCGUCCCUAUCAUCGAGGAGUUUGUCAUGCGCCUUAGGGAGGGCGGGUCCAACUAUUUAGACAACAUGGGAGCAAUGCUGUCUAUCAUUCUCACUUAUUGCUUUCCCGCCACUCAAGGAUUCGGUGUUUCUUCUAAGCAAAAUGAGAACAACAAUCCACAAUUUGCCAUCUCUCGUCUCCGGUUUGUCGCUCCGGGAGUUUGGAGUGGUUUCGUUGAUCAUACAGUGAUCUUAGCCAAGAACCCAACGGAUACCCAACAGCAAGUCUUGGAGCAGCUCAUGGCCGCACUCGAUAAAUCCCGCCCUGAGAAGGGCCGGUGCUGGGCAAUUCUGGCUAUGGACAUGCAACUUCGGUUCUAUGAAUACCACAACUACCUUGAUAAUGAGAACAGGCUCCGACUCUGGGCUCCACCUGGCGUCAAGCGCUCGAGUUUCGACAUCGAGUACGAUGACAAUAUGAUCGACUGGGUGUUUACCCACAUGAGACAACACAAUGAGCCCCCGGCGCAAUCUGCAAUUCUUUGA